CGGUGUGUAUAGAACGUCUGAACGGAUGAUGGACAUUCAAAUUGAAAAUAAGUCACUGCAAUCGUAACCAGUGCACCAACCAUUCAUCCAAGCGGCCAAGAAGAAGAAGAACCCCAGAAUCAGCAAAUCUCAACUGACAUCAUCGUGUGGUCGUCGUCGUUGUUCUCGUCAACCAUCCAUCCUUCUUCUCUCGCAUAUCGGCAACGUUGUUGAGUGUUAAAAACAAAACUGUGUAUGAAGAAUAGCUCUUUUUUUCGUGAUUCUUUCUUUGUUGUUGUUGUUGCUGUUGGUUGUGUUAUAUAUGUAUGUAUGUGUACAUGUGAUGAGUACGGCAAUGUACUUUUACGUUCCAAGUCAUGGUGUUGUAUGGUGUUGAGUUGUGCUGUGCUGUGCCUUACCCUGCCUUGUAUGAUUGGUUUGUUGGUUAGUCGUUCGCUGUGUGUUUUCGUCAUCGCCCCAUCGCCACAACCGUCAUCCGCAAAUGCAUUUUGUCUGAAAAAAUAAAGAAUAAGUAGCAACAACAACUUUAGCAGUUAAAGAGUAUUUAUCUGUAAGAGCUACCGCGAGUAUCAAAGUGUUGUGAGCAAUGGUGGUAGCGGCGGCGGCUAUCCCACAUCCAAAUCCCAAACAUAAAUAACAAUAAUAACAAAACACUCACAUUCAACACUUGGUGUCGACAAGACAGAACCAGACCAGACUCACGGAUUAUUCUGCAGACUCUCAUGCAACGAACAGAAGCAGCAACUGCAACAAACAUCUGUUAAAAUAAAACAAGUGUUGACAAGUGGAAGGAAAUCAAAGAAAUUUCCAAAAACAAAGUGGGUUUUAAAUAAAAAAAAUAUAAAAAAAAAAUUAUGACAACAAGAAAGUGACUUUCAUGAGUUAUGAAUGAAAUAUGUAUGAAAAUAUUAAAAAAAAAAACUGUGACUAGUAAUUAAAAAAAUUUUUAAAUCUUUAUAGAUAGCCAGAAAAUGAUUUAAACAUUUACAGUGAAUCAAAAAACCAAAAAAAAAAGAGUUCUUAAGAAAAAUUAAACCAAACAUUAACACUUGAUAACAGUUUUCAGAGUUCCAUGCCCAAAAAAUACAUAUUUAUUUAUUUGCCCAUAUAAAAAAAAAAGAAUCAAACACACACACAUAGUGCUUUCAUAUCAUUUUUUUCUUUGCUUAAGGCGUAUGCAAAAUAAAACAACAGUAUUAAAUAAAAAUCAACGCAAAAAUCUUUAAACGACAGCCACAGUGGAAUGUGUUUUGUGCUUCCUUUUUUUCUUGAAUUCUGAUUCUUAACAAAUAAAAAUUAAAAUAAAAACAAACCCAAAGAAAACAACAAAAAAUUUGUGUUAUGUGCAGACAAACAGUCCAAAAAAAAAUCAUGCAAAAUAACAAAAGCAACAACAGCAACACUACCACCACCAUCCGCAUCAUCGCUAACAGUAGCAACCAGAAAAUCAACAACAACAACAACAUUUAAUAGAACACCUAAACUUCCUUAUGUCUUCUCAAGUGCUAAAAAUACCCACUCCCCAUAGCCCCAUAGCCACCAUAGGCAUAAUUAUGCUCAACACAACAGCAACAACAACAACAGUAGCAACAAUAAACCGAGUGUGGUGAAUAACAGAGAAGAGUGUUUUGAAUCCAUAAAUUCAUUGAAUGAAUAAAGAGAAAAAAAAUCAUAAAUUUUAAGAUCUAAUGCAUUAUUUUUAUUUUUCUUCCAACAAAAAAAAAACACACAGAGUUCUGACAAAAAACCAGAAAUAACAGCAAAUUGAAAUAAAAACAAAUUAUGAAAAUCACAAAACAAACAGCAAAAAAUAAACAAGGAUAUACAUGAGUGUACACAUAAUAAAUUGCUACAAAAAACACCAUUUAUACAUGAAGUGAUAUUUUUUUAUCAGCAAAAUAAAAAAACUAAAAAAAAACAAGAAAAAUUAAGAAAAGAAAUCAUUUACUUCCUAAAAAAAGAAAACCACAGAAACAAGAACAAAUACCUUGCAUCCACAUACAAUUUUUUUGGAAUAACUUUUUCUUUUUACAAGAAAUAAAAUCUACAACAACAAAAAACAACAACAGCAAGUACAGAAAGCCUAUUGGAUUACUUAUCACAUUAAAAGCUAACAAAGAGUACCUUGCAACAAUGGCCAUAAUACCAACUUAAGAUUAUAUUUUUCCAAUCCCUAGGAAAGGAAUAACAAAAUAUAGGGUCCAAAGCAAAGCAGGGAAUAUUUUGCAAUAAGGCCAGCGCAGGACGCAAUGGAAUUACCUUCCAUGGUCCAGAGAUCUGGCGAUACUUUGAUUGUACGCAGUGUGGUAAGUGGCAAUCAGUUGUACAUGGACCAAAAUACCACAGGACCAGAAACUACAAACAUGAAUACCUCAAACAACAACAGCAACAGCAACAACAACAAUAGCAUCAACAGUAAUAAUAACAAUAACAACAACAAUGUCAACAGUGGCAAUGGCAUGGCAGUAAGUGUGGGCGGCAUUAACAUUCCCAACUCAGCUGCCUUACUUUCCAAUUCUUCAAUAAUGCAGCAAAUCGAACGUUUGAAACGCUCCCAGGAGGCAGCAGCAGCACAACAACAUUUAAUGCAACAACAGCAUCACCAAAUGCAACAGCAGCAGCAACAACAACUUCAACACCAUCAACAAAAUAUUGCCUUGGAACUUAAGGAGGAGGGUUUGCCACAAUGCAAAAUAAAACGCAACUACAGCUGCAGCUACUGCACCUAUUUCACCCAAAAUCCGCGUUGCCAUCUCACCCACCUGCGCGAUGUGCACGGCGAGAAAAUAGUCAUCAACAAGUGCAAAUUGUGCCUCUAUGCGUCGCGUCACUAUCAGAAGCUGGUGCGUCACAUGAAGAUGGUGCACAACUGCACCGAUGGUGUCUCCAGUGGCCAUGGCCAGGCUAGAGGCAAGCGUGGCAUGAAUCGUGACAGAAAGCGCAAGCUGGAGGAUACCUUGGCAGUGCCAGCAGCCAUGAAGCUAAUGAAUGUUGAGGGAUUCAAUGCGGAACAGAUACAAGCCGAUCUGGAACAAAAAAUUCAUCGUGAUUUGGAUUUGUUCAAGCAGCAGCAGCAACAACAACAACAACAGCUUGAAGAUCAACAACAGAAAUCCCAUCAGCAGCAACAACAACAGCAACAGCUAAGUGUUUCGGCCGCUGGGGCCUUAUUUGCCGCUGCCUAUGAGCAACAAUUGCGAGCCCAAAGGGAAUUGGCCGACAAAGAUGCGCUCAAAACCGCCCAUUCCAAUUACGAACGCCGAGAAUCCUCACCUCCCGCCGCUUUGACAGCCGAUGAUGUUGAUGCUUCCACACAACAGAAAACCUACGAUUACACUCCCUCGCCCCAGCAUCAGCAGCAGCAGCAGCAACAAGAGCCCAAAAUCCAAAUACCCCCACAGAGACCAAGUUUCGAGUUGACUCCCUCACCUUCGGGCAGCAAUUCGUCUCCACCCCCCGCAGGUCAAAGUACAAGUGGCAGCACUACUCCUCUCAGCGGAGUCAUGCCCUCCGACGAGCCCUCCAAUAAUCGCCUAAUGAAGUGCAGCCUUUGCGAUUUCACCACCCUGUAUCGCAACAAUCUGCUGGAGCAUGAAAUCGAGGAUCACUGCAAUGCCAAGUUCUAUCGCUGCGAAAAGUGCUCCUAUGUCACACACAUCAAGGCCCGCUUCAGCAAGCAUGUGAAAUACCAUUCCAUGCCCAUGAUCAAAUGUGUUACCUGCGAUUUUCGCACUCCCUACAAGUGGAACCUGGAUCGUCAUAUGAAGAAUCAUGGGGGAGCCGGACCUUUCCGUUGUGCUGCCUGCGAUUUUACCGCCGAUAUAAAGCAGUCGUUGACGGUGCAUGAAAUGAAUCAUCAUGUGCCACCGGUGGGUCAUGCCGCUGGCAUGACUUUGGCCCGCAGACGCAACAAAGUGGGAGGCACUGACAUUAGUGAGGAUUUCUUCAGCGAUUCUGCGGAAAUGCUGGAAGACCACUUCAACAAUAACAACAUGGACGAAUACGAUGAGAUGCUGAUGACAGCAGGUCCCGUCGAAGGGGGCAUGUAUGAAACGAAACGUCUGCGUUAUGAGGAGGAUGAGCCCACAGAUUUGUCUCAGAAGGGCGGUUCCUCGGACACUUCAUCGGUGCACAAUCAUACGCUGCCCAAGGUCAAGAAACCUCUGCCAAACCUCAUACCCAUCUCCAAGGAAGGCCAAAACAUUUUAAAUCUCACCACAGAUUUGGCGGCUUCGCGCUCGUCGCUGUCCGAGAUAGCCUCCAUCUUUUUCAAUGAAAAACAGAUAUCGGAAAUGCUGCAGCCUCUGGACAAGGCAGAUGCAGCGGCAGGUGCUGCCUCGCAACUCUCACCCACCACCACCAUAAACUCCUCCUCGGCGGCCAGCAGCAAAAGUUUGCUGGCACGCAAGGCAGGCUCCUUUUUUGACAAAAUCAAAUCCUCCACCACCACCAAUGAGAAUCUCAUCUGCCCUUGUGGCCAUAUGGCCAAAUGUCUAUCGGAGUCCAUCAUACAUCGCAAGUCUUGCAACUUCCUGCCGCUGUCGGUCAAUGAAGACAUCGAUUUGGACGAUGAAGAUCACGAUGAGGAUGAUGGUGAGGAGGGUCGUCUGGAAAUCGAUUUCACCGAGGACGAUGAUUGUGAUAAACAAUCACAUUCGGCUCUUAACCUCAGUGUGACCGGCUCAACGCGCUGUCAACAUUGCCGUCAUCGUUGCAAAUCCUCAGCGGACUUGUUGAAUCAUUUGAAAAUCUGCUCAGAGGCAAACAGUCGUUGUGGCGAUUCCGUGUCGGGUGAAAGCUGCACUGGCAGUCGUAUAAUAAUGGGCAGUAGUGGCGGUGAUGGUGAUGGUGCUGGGGGCGGAGAUAAUCAUCAUCCCAUGGAGAAUCGUGUAUUUGUUUGGAACAAAUUACCUCGCAAUCAAGAAGGUUCGCAGAACUUCGAAGGAAAUCGCCAGCUAAUGCAGCAGGGGCAGUCAUCAUCCCAUACAGGUGGCAGCAGCUUGCUAAGCAGCAACAAUGAUGAGAACAGCUAUUAUGGUGUAGAAACAGCACCGGGUUAUGGUGAGAUGACACCCGAAGAAGAGGCCGCCAAUUCAUCGCUGAAAAAAGUCUACAAAUGUCCGCACUGUUCCUUUUGGGCUUCCACAGCUUCCCGUUUCCAUGUGCACAUUGUGGGUCAUUUGAAUAAAAAGCCUUUCGAAUGUUCCCUGUGUUCGUAUCGUUCCAAUUGGCGCUGGGACAUUACCAAGCAUAUUCGCCUAAAGACUAUUCGCGAUCCCAGUCACAAGAAUGCUCGCGUCCUAAUGAACGACGAGACGGGACGGCGCAAUUACACCAAAUACAACAAAUACAUAACGCUAAUGAAGGUCACCGAAGAGGAUGGCGAUCCCAAGCUGAUGAAAUCCGGAGAAAUGACUCCCAAUCAAGUGGCCUCGCUAGCGUUUAUCAAUGACUACAAUAGCAAGCAGCAACAGGGUUCGAUCAGCUCCUCGGGUUCCACACCUAUUGCCAACAUUCUCAAUGGGGUCAGGGAAGACAUCACCUUGGAGCCCAUACCUUCCAAAUCUGCAAUGGGAGCUGGUGGUGGGGGCGGUGAUGAGGGCAUGUCGGAUAAUUUCAUACGCUUGCCUCUGUUGGCCUCUAUGAUGAAUGCUGCCAUUGCUCAGCAACAGCAUCAGAAAAACCAUUCGUCAAAUGAUCAUGAGACCGCGACACUGAUAACACCUUCGGUCACCAUUUCGGCGGUUAAGAAGAAUCCCCAUCCCUCGCAAAGUUUCAAGCCAAGCGAUGAAAUCAUAUUGGAGGUCAGACCCGACAGCAAUGAGAAGAACUACAAGUGUCGCAAAUGUAGUUUCAGGCACAUGAAUCGCGAUGCUGUUUUGGCUCAUGUCAAAGUACAUUUCCCCGAUCCCAAUAUGCCCAUAGUGACGGCCACUGCCACUACAUCGCCCAAGGCGGCACACAAUUCACCGCUGCAGGUAUCAGUCAACAAUUCCAAUUCGUACAUGAACAAGGUCCUGGCCGCCAUGUGUCUGUCGCAACAGCAGCCAGCGAAUUCGGCCAACGCCCAACUCUCCAACCUAGUGGCUGCUGGUCUGCUGGAUCAAGCCGCCGGUAAUUCACCGCUUAGCGGUUUGGCCUUAGCCUUGGCCGGCAAAAGCCCCCUGAAGGCAUCACAAUUUAAUGCCGCUGCUGCUGCUGCUGCUGCUAAUAUCAUUGAGCACGGUGAGCAGAAAGCGAUUCUAAACGACCAGGCAAGUGCCGAGAACACAAUGACGUCGCCUAAUCAAUUAACACUUGUCAGAGCGCUUCAACACAAUCCACAACAACAGCAACAGCCGCAACAAGCGACUUCUGCGUCCUCUCUUAGUGGUUAUGGGGCUUCUACUUCCAAGCAUUCAUCGUCAUUGCAAAAUCUAUUAACCUCGCCUAGAGGCAAUCCCAAUGAUGGUGGUGUCUGUCUAACUGAGGGUACAAUGGUUAUGGGUUCAUCCUAUCAGAAAACAGCAACAACAACCACACUCACAAACAUGCCUGGCUUAAUGGCAGCAACGUCAGCACCACCACAACCAACAACUACAACAACAACAACAACACCAUCACCUACAACAAUUCGACAUUGUCGUUUGAAACACGCUGGCGUAAUCAACAUCGAAACCCUUGAUCGUGCAGCUACGGGCGAUAGGCAUGCGGCUCCCAUUUAUAAGCCUUUGGUAAAUGGGGCCUUAAGUGAGCAGCAAACGCAGUCGUUAAGCGGCAGCAACAAUAAUCAAUAUAGCUUGACUUUAAAAGCCCUACAACAACAACAGCAAAACCACAACAACAAUAUGAACAAUAAUAACAACAACAACACUAAUGUACUUAUGGACAACAACAAUCAAACAGCAGCAGCAGCGGCCGCCAAAUUAUCCAUCAGCCUACCGAAAAGCGAAACUGCUGUCCAUUCGCUGCUACACUCACCCUUGGCGUUGGCUUCAGGCCCGUCACAGGACCUACAGGCUGCUGCAGUAGCCUAUUUGGCCGCUGCCUAUAAAGCAGCGGCAGCACAAAAUAGCAGCAAUCCCAAUGCCACUGCUGCUGCCACCAUGGCCAGCAUUACCAGCAUGGCUGAGGAGUUGUUGCUGCAGCAACAAUUGCAAAAGAACGAUCAAAUUGAAAUCACCCGUGUAUCCUCCUCCUCAUCCUCGGCCAAUUCCAAUAAUCUGCAGAAUCUUAAUCUACUGAAGGCGGCAGCAAACAACACCACCGCCGUCAACAAUUCUAAUUUGGCCCAAUUGCUGGAGUCACAGUCUCUUAAUCAUGCCGCCAGUGGUGGUGGCCAUGUCACCAAUGCCUCAUCAUCCAACAACAAUCAAAAUGCCAAAUCAAAACAACAGAAAUGUCCUUUGUGUCCUUACAUAUGUGACAGCAAAUCACAGAUGAACUAUCACAUCUCAUUGCACAAACCCACCCAGUAUGAGUGUCAUUUGUGCACCUUUGUGUGUGCCAAAAAGCAGCAUUUGAGCUCUCAUCUGCGAACGGUCCAUCAAUUGUUGCCGCAACAACAGCAACAGGCGCUGGCUGGAACGAAUAGUUUAAGUAUGGAUUUCAGUUUGGCCCUCAAGAUGGCAGCAGCAGCCAAGAGUCAGCAGGACCCGCCUUUGGCCAUUGACUUGUCAGGCAUCAAACACAUUGCCUCGAGUGUAUCGUCUCCUGCUCAACAACGUUCCAAUACUGUGGCAGCCUCCACCUCAGCACAACAUCAAACGCAACAGCUGCCCCCCGAAUAUCAAUAUCGUUCGAUAUUCUAUUGCAACAAAUGUCCUGCACGCUAUGCCCAAAAACACAGUGAUCCCCAGACGGCCAAAAUCGAUCUGGACGACCACUUGAGGCAGCAUGAGCCGCUUAUGACAUCGUCAUCCUCCUCCUCCUCUAACAGCGGCAACCCCUUGGAAGAUAAUCGCAAAUAUCAAUGUGAAUAUUGCGAUUAUAGGGCGGCCCAUGAAUCUCUGAUACAGGCCCAUCGCAAUGUCCACACCACCCAAUACCAGGAGAAGUGCAAUGAACUGUACAAAAACUGCAAAGAUGAUCCGGUGUUCAGGGCACCCAAGUUAAUGCACAUAACAGCCACCCGCAAACAGCAUCACCAUCAGCAACAUCACGAAACCAUAUGGGUGGUGGAUCAGGAUUUGAAUGAGAACCCCACACAACCCACAGGACAUCACAUGGUGACGAAACUGGGUGGUCAAAAUUCAGCCAUAACCUCCAGUUCCCAGGGUCAGGCCUUUGAGGGGGGAAAUUCUUUGUUGAAAAAACAAUUGGAAUCGAAACAAAGUCCGCCAUUGGCUGUAGGCGCUGCCAAUGCUGAAGAUAGUGAGAGCAAGAAAAUACUACCGGAGGCCGAUGAAUCUAAUCCUUCAGCUUCUACCACGGCAUCGGGUGCUACCAGUGAGCCCGAAGCAGAUCAUCAUGCAAUGGACAAAUCCCCACAUGACAAUGCCGACCAAGAAGAUGAGGCAGCCGCAGAGGCCAAAGAACGUUGCCAGCACUGUCCUUUUGAAAGUUCCCACGCGACAGAGUUCAAAACCCACAUACAACAGCAUAUUGCGGUCUCGCAACAACGCUUAGCCUAUACCUGUGAACAUUGCGAUUAUACUGCUGAGGAGCAGGAACAAAUCGAAGAACAUACACGUGUCCAUUUCAAUAGCAUGGAGAAAUUGAAGGAGGUGGCCUUUUUCACCAGCUAUGAUAAAUUGGAGUUGAGCAUGGAGCAACCCUUGGAUGAAGGCGACGAUGAUGCAGAUGCUGAUGCCGGUCAACAGCCUCAUGAAACAGAGGAAGAGGGUGUCAAUAUGAAUAUCAUUAAAAAAGAGGUGCAAUCGAACAAUGGCAACCACAAUAACAACAACAACAACAACAAUGAUGAAGAUCGUGUCAACGAAAACUUCAAACAAAGCAACGAUGAAGCGCCCGGACAAAGUCCUGUGGAAAAUUCUGAGCAACAGCCACCUCAGAAAUGUGCUAAAAUUAUUUUAUACAAAAAUGAUGGUUGCUUGACCAUCAAGAAGGAGACCCAAGAAUCUCAACAAACUGCAAACUCAUCUUCCUCCUCAACGUCAUCCUCUUCGAACAAUAAUAGCAACAACAACAACAACAACCCUGCCAGUUCUCAAAACAUAAGUGAUCGCCUGAGACGCAGAAUAAGUCGCCAAGGCGGUGCUACAGCAGCAACGGCGACGGCGGCGGCGACGGCUACAACAGCACAAACCCCCAACCAGAAUCCUGAUGACCAACAGUCUACACGCCAUAAAACUAUAUUAGUUAAUGCCAAAACUGGUCAAGUUAUCAGCAGGAAUUAAGUUUCGUACAUUUAUACACAUAUACAUACAUUUACAUUUAUAUAUAAAAAAAAAACAAUUUUUGGAUAUAUAGGUAGUACGUAUAUACCUUAGUUUAGUUGUUAACCACAACACUGUGUUUGUUACAAAUGAAAAACAAAGUAUAGUUAUAACAAACAAGAAAUCGUUUAUGAUCAGACAUGACAUAUGGCAUUUAGGAAGUUUCACAUAGAGCUUUAAACUCUCUCAGAGUAUGAGAUGUUGAACGGAGUAGGAAGUCAAGUCAGCAAUGAGUGUGGAAAUUUUUAACAGAUAGAUGGCGCUAUGCAUUCAAAUUACUGACACGUAUUGCUGGGGUUUUGUAAUCUUUUCUAUAAAACUCAAUGGAGUACGAGUCAGUUUCUUACACACACUUCGAUCUUCUUUUAAGACUUUUAGCUAGAUGUCGCUCAAUAAUUUAUGACGCCUGAAGUCAAAAAUAUAAAAAUUUGAGUUGUUUUUAGUUGGACAACUUAUUUUCACAUUGGCUUUAGCUCCAGAAAUCACCCAGUCCGUAUUGGGUGAAACAUUUGUAUACAAAGCUUUGCUUACGGCCAUGAGUUUGCUUUAGAGUUUAUCUUUAAUUCUUGUAAUAACCAAACUCCAAGAUUUUUGAUCCAUCCCAUUGACACCUCUUAUCUUUUUGGUCAGUUCCCACCAUGGGUGUCGCUUGUACUCUCUUGAAAAUGGUGUAAAUGUACCCAGGCCCGCAAAGUCUGUCAUUUAGUAGUCAGUUUUUUUUUCCAUUGGGCUCCCAUCAUCCUUCAAAAGUGUCAUAACUUGAUCUUUAUCUAUGUUAGGGGGCGACCGGAUUGCUGGAUGUCCUCAAGCACAAAACGGAGUAGCAGUACUUUACCAUCGAUUGUGGAACCCAAACUAUUUUAAUUCAAGGUAGAGCCACACCCAACUCUUCCAUAAGCCCAGUUUUUUUUUUUUAGUUUCCACACUCCUUAAAAAAGUUGUCUCCAUUGAAACCAGAAUAACAACCGGAGUUAGAUAUCGUAAGAUAGAUUCGGAUUUCUCUCAUUAGCGGAUUUUCCGCGAACUAUUCAGUUAAGCCAAGCUACAGUUGGUCACCAGGGUACCUGAGGGACUGAAGAAAUUCAAGACUGCUUAUCCAUCACUAUGUAGCCUCUUCCCACACUUAUCAGUGAAGUUUUUCCUGAGUCCUCCUAGAAGAUUCGGGAUCUGAACUCAGGUGGCUUCUUCGACCAGAUCGAGGCAUUGACACAAAGGAAGUCUUAUACUGACAUCACGUUCUUAACACCAAUGAUAUCCCUAGUUCACAUAUCCAAUGUAUUCAGUGCGGUAUGAGUAAUCUAACAUAGCCGUGGACAUUCAGAACCUAGACCAUAGAUAGGCACCAUACAUAUCCGCACAUACAUUCCUAUGCCCGCGGGCAUAGAUAAAACAAACAGAUACUCAAGUACAGUGUAAACCGCUUCGUGGCUCAAUUUCUAAGCUAUUUCAUUUAGUUUAUGUUUGAGGAUAUUCGCACAAACACAGUUUGGUCUUUUUAAUAGUGAUAGUAUGUCCAUCACUGACCUAGACUAAAAAUGAGUGCUUAGUAUAUAGGAAGUCAUUUUUUCUUUUCAAAAUUUCAGGCCAUACGUCGUGAACUCUCUGCAGACUCUAAUAUUAAUCUAUGCCGAAUUGGCGCGAUCAUUGUAGAUUGAUUGGUUCUGUAAUAUGAACCCAUCCAUCAGUUGAUCCAUUCCACUCACAUUGCACGAAAGUCUCUUUAGAGCCUAAAAAACAGCGGAUUUCUUCUCAUGAAAAACCAUUUGUACUAUCGAAGAGCCUGAGUUGCUCCUUUUUGUAUCCUUUCAACCAUUACCAAGGUCCACAUAUCCAUGUCUUCAAUGCGAUAUACCGCUUAUAUUACUCCUAAGCCAAACUCAGAGCAUGAGAUGUUUUCCUACUUAAAAUGUCAUACCAGAGAACCCUGCACUUGAGCCCUAACUGUAAUCUCGAGCACUCGACAAGAAUCCCUAAAAUUCGUAAAACGCCCAAUUCCUGACACCCAAUCCCAUUGCUUCCCACAUAAUUUAGCAUUGUAAUGAUAUGAGAGCGGGUAUGAUGUUUAGUUUUUCUUUGGAGAAGCUUUCUCUAGGUCCAGGUGAUAUGUAUCAUUCCGACUUUCCUGAAAAAAAAACAUUUCCAUUUUUGAGUGAGUGAGUUUACUCGAAGUCUAGCCAGAAAAACAAAGUAGUUGAAAAAGUAUGAAUAAGCAGAUCAGACUAACAGACGAGAUAGGAAGAUGACAAGAUGUAAGAAGGGAGUAGGUAGCAAGUUUCAACCUGACACACCCAAAAGUACGUGUAUAAGCAUCCUGCGUUUUGAAGGCUGUAUAUCCCUUUCUCGGGUUUCAUUAGAGGUUAUCGUACUGUAUGACAGUAGCCUCGUCUCGCAGUCUCAGCUACAUUUCGGUAUCGAAAUCCUACAUGCCGAUAUAGAGUGUCUCGGAGUAAACUCCAGUCCCAUCUCUGAUUCCAUCACGAAGCCGAGAUUUCAGUGUACGUCUUCCAAUAAUCCUCUCUUUCUGGAAAGGCAAUCCUAAAUCUAGUUGCCAGGUAUUAAAGACCUUCUUCAUUCUAUCCACCGCAUCUACAGUAUCCAGAAUGUAACUGUGGUCCUCUUUCGUCUAACCCCAAUUCUCCAAUUUGUCUUCUUGAGCUUAAAAAGGCUUACAUUAGGUACACCAAUAUCUGUGCAAAGUAAGUAGGGUGCACAUAAAUCCACUUUUUUGGUGGGGGGCUACCCUAGAAUAUAGUUUCCCGAUUUUUCUUCUUGAGAGAUUGUAUUAUAAAAAUCCUCUGGCAUUCGCAUCCAGUAUGAUGCUAUUAGUAACACUUUUCAAUAACGCCUAAAGUCUGUAAGUCGAUUUUCUGAGU
Stomoxys calcitrans (stable fly) is the source of this 12250-nucleotide messenger RNA. RefSeq lists its product as uncharacterized. The record is from RefSeq and is a predicted model, not a curated record. The coding region runs from base 2250 to 9338 and encodes 2362 amino acids. Gene Ontology annotation, biological process: regulation of gene expression. NCBI's taxonomy places the organism in Eukaryota, Metazoa, Arthropoda, Insecta, Diptera, Muscidae. Gene Ontology annotation, cellular component: nucleus. The transcript has 8 exons.